CGGGAGAGAUGCGAUGCUCUCACUGCGGAGGAUAGCGGGACCUGGAGCUGUCUGCGCUGAAUUGCGGUGACCAACGCACAGACCCCUGCUUUAGGACGAGCAGGGACUGCUUCUUGGUGCCAAGCGUUACAGACCCCUCUUCUUGCUAGGAUGGAAGGCAGUGGCUGUGCCUGGGGGACUGACGUGGUGCCACCUGGUGGCGCAGGGGAGAACAGCAGUGUCUUCGAGGUGCCAGUGCAGAACACCUCCUCCAACAGCAGCUCCCAGUUCGCAGGGGUGAAGCUGCUGCAGUCCUUCAAGCCCCUUAUCAUCCCCUGCUAUGCGCUCGUGGUGCUGGUGGGGAUCUUUGGCAACUACCUGCUCCUCUACGUCAUCUGCCGCACGCGCAAGAUGCACAACGUCACCAACUUCUUCAUUGGCAACCUGGCCUUCUCCGAUAUGCUGAUGUGCGCCACCUGCGUGCCCUUCACUCUCGCCUACGCCUUCAACCCGCGGGGCUGGGUUUUCGGACGCUUCAUGUGUUACCUGGUGUUCCUCAUCCAGCCCGUGACCGUUUACGUGUCUGUGUUCACUCUAACCGCCAUAGCUGUGGACAGGUACUACGCCACAGUGCACCCUCUGAAGAAGCGAAUCUCAGUGCCAGCUUGUACCUACGUCCUAGCUGGUAUCUGGCUGCUGUCCUGCGGUCUGGUGGCGCCUGCCAUCGCUCACACUUACCACGUGGAGUUCCAGGAGGAGGGCUUCACCAUCUGCGAGGAAUUCUGGAUGGGCCAGGAACAAGAGCGCCUGGCCUACGCUUACAGCACCCUCAUCAUGACCUACAUCCUGCCCCUGUCUGCCCUCUGCAUCUCCUACCUCUGCAUCUCCGUCAAGCUGCGCAACUGCGUCGUGCCUGGUCACCCCACGCAGAGCCAGGCAGAGGCCCAGCGUGCCCGCAAGCGCAAGAUCUUCCGUUUGGUGACCCUGGUGGUGGCCGCCUUCGGCAUCUGCUGGCUUCCCAUCCACGUCUUCAACGUGCUGCGCGACAUCGACAUCAAUCUGAUCGACAAGCACUACUUCCUGCUGAUCCAGCUGCUGUGCCACUGGUGUGCCAUGAGCUCUGCCUGCUGCAACCCCUUCCUGUACGCCUGGCUGCACGACCGCUUCCGUGCCGAGCUGCGCAAGAUGUUCACCUGUCGCCGCCGCAUCGGGAUUCCCACCAACAACUGUGCCACUGCCAGCGUGGUGCUCUAGCCUCCAGGGGAGUCUGGCGCUCACCGGGACUCGGAGCGCAAUUGAUCACUGACUUGGCACCACAGAAAGCCUGGUACAGUCCCUGGAGUGAGGCUGAAGAGUAGCUGAGAGAAGACACUCUGAGGACCAGAGGCUACAUGUGAAGGUUGGAGAGACUCCAGAGAGUUGUAUACUCAAUCGGGGUCAAAACAGCAAAAGCAUGAGGUGACAGUUAGUCCAGUAACAGCAAAUCAGCCAGGUGGAACACCAUAACAUGGGAUGUAGGAAUUAGGCAAACCGUCGUUGAAUGACUCUGUAAAGGUGCACUGUGUUGAAAACUCUGUACAGUAAAGGGCAUGACGACCCAUUCUCAAUCUCAAUACCAGCAUCUCUAAGCAAAGUGGCCAAAAGACAAACCAUUUAUUUUAUACUGACAAGGCAGACGAUGUACACGUUUAAGACCAGAGGUGAAUGUAUUUCUACAUGUGGAUGUUCAGGAGAGAUGGAAUCGUUUUUGAUGUAGCUCCUUGUGGAAUUUAUUUAGUUAAGUGGAAAGUAUUCUAAGCAGAAGCAGGAAACCAAAAGCAGAGAUGCAGAAAAUAUAAUUAUGAAUAUAUAAAAAAACAACCCCAGUGGAAAUUACAGGAAAGUGGUACAUUUUCUGUGCAAAUAUAAACAAACAAAAGAACAGGCCUCCUGACAUAGCUCAAAGAAAGUCAGGGAGGAAUGUUUACUCUCAGCUGGAGGCAGUCCUGUAUGACCUCUAAACUCCCGACCUUAACAAAUAGCUCACGUGAGAGUCUGCAUCUAUGGUUGCAAAAUACUGGAUACUUGCAGGAAGCAAGAAGCUUGUCCUGUCUUCAAACCACACAAGCUCUGAUCUCCUUAAGUUCCAUUUUAUUGAAAAAUCAGGCAGGGUGAAAAAUCUAGCUCAUGUGAGACACUGUCUGUGGUCGCAGUAGUGAGACUGAACAGAAAGGAAGGAUCAAAUUGUGGGAAAACGUUAACAUUAUCAAUAGAGGCAAAAUCCAAGACUACCAGAAGAACCACUUUAUUCUGUUCCCUUUAUUCAAAGUGUUGAAUAAGAUCAUCAAUAAUAAUAUAAGUAAAUGUCAGAAAGAGGAGACAAACUGGGAGUGCAAAGCUUUAUACAGAAUGAAUAAUUGACUGGAGGCUAUAAAUCAGACAUGUCACCAUGAGAUAAAAACAGCAAGAGGCUUACCUUUCUUAACCAGCUCAUGAUGGAAUGAAGGAAAAGAUGUACAUUGAUAAGCUGCUGAUUUGGAGGUCACAUAUGAACUUCAGCUUUCCUACGGCUGAAAGCAAUGGUGACUUUUCACUGUACCACUGUUACCCCUCCUGACCCUGCUCCCAGCGCUGAUCAGCCGGUUGGCUGAUCCAGAGAGCUCCGUUUUUCUGAGACCCACACAGCUGGGUGAUAUCCGAUCUGUUUCACUAGCUGCAGAGAGGCUCGUGCACACUUAAUGGGCUGCAGUACUGAAAACAAGGAGAGUGAGAACUGUGAAUCAGAGGAAGAAGCUGGUAAAAUCCUUAAUAAAGACUUGAAGGGGAGCCUGAA
This is a messenger RNA of Lepisosteus oculatus (spotted gar), 2791 nucleotides long. It is a transcript of the gene prlhr2a, whose product is annotated as prolactin releasing hormone receptor 2a. Gene Ontology annotation, cellular component: neuron projection; plasma membrane. Lineage: Eukaryota; Metazoa; Chordata; Actinopteri; Semionotiformes; Lepisosteidae. Gene Ontology annotation, molecular function: neuropeptide binding; neuropeptide Y receptor activity. Gene Ontology annotation, biological process: G protein-coupled receptor signaling pathway. The record is from RefSeq and is a predicted model, not a curated record.